Ostreococcus tauri is the source of this 945-nucleotide messenger RNA. RefSeq names its product Oxoglutarate/iron-dependent dioxygenase. The transcript has a single exon. Lineage: Eukaryota; Viridiplantae; Chlorophyta; Mamiellophyceae; Mamiellales; Bathycoccaceae. The record is from RefSeq and is a predicted model, not a curated record. Bases 1 to 945 code for a protein of 314 amino acids.
AUGACCAUGCAAGCGUCGUUCCGUCGACGUGCCAUAAUCUCUCUCAACGCAACGGCGAUCACCAGAGACGAGGAGAAAGCGUCGUCAUCCGGGCGAAGAAAAGAAGAUCAUGAUUCGCAAUCGAAACAGAAAUUUUCACGAAACGACGCGUCGAACUCUCGUCCGCGCGCGCUCUUCUGCGUGCUCGCGCUCGUCAUCGCCGCGAGCGUGUUGGGAUCUUACGUGCACGAUCGCAUGACGGCAACGGGACGGUGGCUGACGACAACGAGCGAUCAGCCGUUGGUGACGCGGAGCGACGACUUCUUAUCUGACGAGGAGUUUGAAAGCCUUCGAAAGUGCGCCUUGGAGCACCCGAAGUUACACGUGGCGGGCGAACUCAACGGGGAGACGUUCGGGAAGACGCGAGGGUUCGUAUUAAAGUUUAACGAGGAUGGGGUGGAGCGAUUUCGGUCCAAGAAGGAGUACGCGUGCUUUGUGGACGUGUUCGAUCGCUUGCGAGCACCGUUGACGAACGCCUUCGUGAUGAAUGUGUUGUUGUGCGAAUUGCAAGAUUAUAGUGCGUACGACGCAAACGGAAUGGCGGUAGGAUUGCAUCUGGACGAUACGGUCGGCAUCUUCAGUAAGCACGAAUUCGUCGCGCACCAAGUUUCGGUGCUCUACGUCUCGGUUCCUGAAGAUAUGGAGGGUGGCCAACUCGAACUGUUUCCGUAUGGAAAUGGCUCGACCCCCGAGAACGUCGAACCGACCGAAGCGGUAGAACCGAAGGAAAAUCUCAUGGCCACGUUUCGCGGCGACGCGUUUCAUCGCGUUAGGGCGUACCGCACGCGAUCCAAGCGAGAGCGCGUCUCGUUGGUGUUGGAGCAAUACCACAUCGGCGACAAUCACUACCCGAAAACAAUCACGUUCUCCGAAAGCCUCAAGUCCAACAUGACGAUGGACGUGUAA